Molecule: messenger RNA, 874 nt
Organism: Phalaenopsis equestris
Lineage: Eukaryota; Viridiplantae; Streptophyta; Magnoliopsida; Asparagales; Orchidaceae
Product: myb family transcription factor APL-like
Exons: 6
Coding region: 272-874 (200 amino acids)
Molecular function (GO): DNA-binding transcription factor activity; DNA binding
Source: RefSeq, a predicted model, not a curated record
GGGUUGGAAUUGCAAUAACCCUACUUGUUAUUGCAAGUUAAAGAACGAUACGCAAGAGAGAGAGAGAGAGAGUUAGAGAGAGAGAGAGAAGAAGGCAGAUAAAGAAGAAAGACAGAGUACUGAGACCUCAAGCCAUCUCUUCCAAAAGAGAAACGCACCCUAUUCCUUCAUAUAUGCCAAUUCUUUCUCAUUGAAUCUCCUCUAAUUCCUUUGAUAUCAGUUGAGGAAAAAAUAAAAAAGAAAAAGAAAGAAAGAAAGAAAGAAAGAAGGAAUGUUCUCUUCCAAGAAGCCAACUAUGAAUUCACAUCCUGAGAGCAGGGCUCCUCUGUGUGUUCCGGUCGACUCCGGCCUCGUCCUCACCACCGACCCCAAACCUCGCCUCCGGUGGACCGUCGAGCUCCAUGAACGCUUUGUCGAUGCCGUCGCACAGCUCGGCGGCCCUGACAAGGCUACGCCAAAGACUAUCAUGAGGGUUAUGGCUGUCAAAGGUCUUACUCUUUAUCACCUUAAAAGCCAUUUGCAGAAAUUUAGGCUUGGGAAACAGCCGCAUAAGGAAUUUUACGACCAUGCCAAGGAUGCUCUUGAUAUGCAAAGAAAUGCAGCAUCUUCUUCUGGGAUUAUGAGUCGAAGCAUGAAUGACAGGAACGUCCAUAUUACAGAAGCACUCAGGAUGCAGAAGGAGGUUCAAAGACGACUGCAUGAGCAAUUAGAGGUUCAAAAGCACCUUCAAAUGAGAAUUGAAGCCCAAGGAAAAUACAUGCAGUCCAUAUUAGAGAAAGCAUAUCAAACUCUAGCUGGGGAAGAAAAAUCAAUCCCUGCCACAGCAAGCUUCAAAUUUCACUUCCUUCCAAGACCUCCAUUUAUUCAACAAUGA